This is a messenger RNA of Leucoraja erinaceus (little skate), 8405 nucleotides long. Its product is annotated as dual specificity protein phosphatase 8-like. The record is from RefSeq and is a predicted model, not a curated record. NCBI's taxonomy places the organism in Eukaryota, Metazoa, Chordata, Chondrichthyes, Rajiformes, Rajidae. The transcript has 7 exons. Gene Ontology annotation, molecular function: MAP kinase tyrosine/serine/threonine phosphatase activity; protein tyrosine/threonine phosphatase activity. Gene Ontology annotation, biological process: protein dephosphorylation; negative regulation of MAPK cascade. Gene Ontology annotation, cellular component: cytoplasm. The coding region runs from base 642 to 2630 and encodes 662 amino acids.
UGCAUGAUGUAUGUAUGCGUGUGUAUGUAAGUAUGUACGUAUUUGUAUAUAUUGCUGGAGAGAAGUUGCAGGGCGGCGCUGCCCCUUUAAGGCAGUGCGGUGCGGCGCGGACUCUGCCUUUAAUCUGUGCCCGGAGCUGGAGUGGAGGGGCUGACGUCACUGUAUGAGGGCGCCUGGCGCUGAUUGGUUGGCAAUGACGGCAUGGUGCAUACUUCAGGCCAGCUCGCUGCUGCUGCUUAUGUUGCACCUUCCCCUCAGCUAUUCCUCAUGGGCAACUCGCACACAGACAAUCCGACAACAACAGCAACACCAGCUUGCGCCAGCCUGCACUGCUUUUUCAAAUAAUUCCCUUUUUUUUCUCUCUUGCAUUUCUUUCUCCCUUCAUUUCUUUGUAAAUUCUAGGAGCAUCUCCCAUUGAUCGCCCGAGCCGCAAUUGCAAGGCUUGUGCGUGGAAAAUUAAGAGGGGAGCUCCCGGAAGUAAAGAAGGAUGAAGCAGCUGAGAGCAGUGAGCAGGCUUGGCUGGCCUUUGGCACGGCAGUAAUACACCGACCAUCUUACCUCCUCGUGAAGACCCUCUCUCUUCGUUUGAUCUGGAGGUGGGGUGAGUGGGAGCUCUUGCUUCCCGAAGCUCUCGGCCAACGAUGGCAGGGGAGAAAGCCAGGCCCAAAGUGAUCGAUGCCCAGAAACUGGCCAACCUGCUGCAGAACGGCAUGGACAGCACCCUGGUGAUAGACAGCCGCUCGUUUGUGGAGUACAACGCUUCCCAUGUGCUGAACUCGGUCAACAUCUGCUGCUCGAAGCUGGUGAAGCGGCGGCUGCAGCAGGACAAGUUCUCCAUCACUGAGCUCAUUCAGCCUUCCUGCAAGAUGAAGGUUGACGUGGAGGGAACGCAGGAAGUGGUGCUUUACGACCAGUCCACGCGGGACACGAACAAGCUGACAGCCGACAGCUUCAUCUCCGUACUCCUGGGCAAGCUGGAGAGUUAUUUCCACCAUGUCUCUCUGCUGUCAGGGGGAUUUUCCGCGUUUUCAUCCUGUUUCCCGGGCUUGUGUGAGGGAAAGCCCACCUCACUCCUGCCGAUGAGCAUCUCUCAGCCGUGCUUACCCGUCGCCAACAUCGGUCCCACGCGAAUCCUUCCUCAUCUCUACUUGGGGUCGCAGAAAGACGUACUGAACAAGGAUCUCAUGGAACAGAAUGGAAUCACGUACGUUCUCAACGCCAGCAACUCGUGUCCCAAGCCGGACUUCAUCUCCGAGAGUCACUUCAUGCGCAUUCCAGUCAAUGACAACUACUGUGAGAAGCUUCUGCCCUGGUUGGACGAGUCUGUGGAUUUUAUAGACAAAGCGAAAGUCUCCAACUGCCGAGUGCUUGUUCACUGCUUGGCGGGAAUCUCGCGAUCCGCUACCGUUGCCAUUGCCUACAUUAUGAAGACCAUGGGGCUCACCUCAGACGAUGCUUACAGGUUCAUCAAGGACCGGCGGCCAUCCAUCUCUCCCAAUUUCAACUUCAUGGGGCAGCUGUUGGAGUACGAGAAGAGCAUGCGGCUUCUGAAGAUCCGCGCCCUGGGUCCGCAGAAGGCGCUGGCGGACCGGCCGGAGGAGGAUGUGGACAGGGAGGCCAGAGACGGCAGCAGAGGCGGCAGGGAGAGGACGUGCCCCGAGCUGGCGGGGCAAGGCGGGCAGAAGGAGACGGGCGAGGCGGAGGAAGGCGUGGGCAGGGGCGAGUGCAAGAACGCCUCGCACAUCGCCCUGCAGCAGAGCCUCAACGGCCUGCACCUCUCCACCGAGCGCAUCCAGGACACCAACCGCCUCAAGCGCUCCUUCUCCCUCGACAUCAAGUCUUCGUACUCGCCCAGCGCCACGCCCAGCCUGAGCAAGGCCGCCACCCCGAUGGAUUCUGACGACAUCCCCAAGCUGUGCAAGCUGGAGGUGAGUCUGGGCAGUCCUGGCCAGGAGCAGCACGUCCAGACUCCAGACAGCCCGCUGUCAGACGCCAGCUGCGAGUCCAAAGCCCGGCAGAGGCGCAAACCAAAGCACAAUGGCAGCCUGUCCGCCUCCUCCGGCUCCCCCGUGCAUCCCCUCAGCUUGAACUUAACCAGGACCUUCGUACCUUGCCCAGUGCACAAGGGUAACGGUGUGGAGGGGAACUUGAAGCAGGCUCUGCUGCUGAAUAUCCCCAGUGCCCAGCAGCAGCAGCAGCAGCAGCUGGGGACCGGCAGCAUCACCCGCUGGGGCAAGCACACGGAACUGGCGCAGCCGCCCGCCUCCGCCAACCCUCCCGUCAACGGCCCGUGGUACUUUGGCACGGAGGGGCAGCCCGGCCACAAGGGAGGAGGCAGCAACCUCUUCACCGGCACCGCCCCCACCCCCUACCCGUCCUUUGGCUGCACCGCGCCGCCGGCCGGCUGUGAGCAGUACGGCUCGGUCAGGCUGCGGGAGAAGCCGGGGGAGCCGCGGGACGCCAGGCGGAGCUGGCACGAGGAGGGCACCAUCGAGAAACAGUUCAAGAGGCGCAGCUGCCAGAUGGAGUUUGAGGACGGCAUGUCGGAGAGCAGGUCCCGGGAAGACCUGGGCAAAAUCGGCAAGCAGUCCAGCUUCUCGGGCAGCAUGGAAAUCAUCGAGGUGUCGUGACGGCAUUGGCAGGGCAGCUUCUACUGGGCGACACGGAGAAUCUGUGGUUAUUUAUGGUCUGACAGCAGACACCACUGCCGCUGCACUCUCUGUGUGUAAAAGCAGAGUGCAAGCGCAGGAGCCAUUUUCUCGCGCGAUGCAGAGAGUGGAUUGACACAUCACUUGAAAUUGGUCUUGAACGUUUUCAGAAAAGCUAAUUCAUUUCUCCACACACAUUCUGGCAAUGGUGAAAAAAAAAAAGAAGAAAAUGUGGGCAAACAGCCACCCGGUCGGUUUAACGAUGUACAGUGCGGUAUUUAAGUACUUCAAGCAAUACUCAAGAGAAAAGAAAGUCUGGUUUUAUCUUAUUAAUUAUAUAUUUUGUGUUGAUGUUUCCACAUCGUACUGUGGUCUGCACAGGACUGCUACCUGAGAAGGCCAUUUAUUGCACUUUGUCCUGCCUUGUGUGUGACUGAGCCAGUUGAAAUGCAGACUGCAGCACUUAAGGCUGGAAAAGUACCUUCUAUGAGAUAAUCUGUAUGAACUGAUUGCGAAUGGAUGCAGACGUUAAUAUAAUGUAAAUAGUGGUGUAUCUAUUAUUAUGGCUGAUUUAAAUGUUAUUAAAUAGUUUAAAGAUAUCCUGGCUGCUUGAUGCAAAUACCUCAGGUUUGAAUAAACAGAAAAAUUAAAAAAGCUUUUUCUUUUACCGCCCUCCCCAUCUUGUUUGUAAAACGUACACAAGCUUCAACCACAACACGGAAGGAAAAUCUUCUCAGGUUUUUUAAACUGAUUAGCCGGGGCAGAUCCCCGCGAUUUCCAGAAAGGGAGAGAGUCGCAUGCUCGAUCCCAUUGGGCAUCACGACUGCAUUCAUGCCAACCGGUGGCUGCACACACCCAUCGCAUUCGGUGCAAACAUGCAGCGACCUCAUUGCAUCACGCGCCACUAACCAUUAGACGGCCAAAGCGAGGAGCUCGUACCAGCAGGGGGUGCCCUUUCGGAAGCCGCGUGUUAGACUUGUCUACUCCUGCCAUACUGCUCGUCUCCUUUCCCCAUCCCUUGGCACGUGGGUGGGUAAAGUUUACUAUAAACAUGCAAAGAAACAAAUCCUCUCAUGUCUGGGCUAUCGGCCGGAGAAGCCGGUUCUGUCCGGGUAACUCACUUCAAGCUGAGCAAUGCUGGUCAGAUGCUUAAGGCCUGUGUUGCUCAAGGGCCAAGAGAGAAAUAUUCAUGAAAUAUUUUUAUCUGUCCCGCUGCCGAGAGAAAAGCAUCAUAGUUAUUUUUAUUGUUGAUUUGCUGAUUGGAAAAAAAUCAAUUGGCUUUCUCUUCAUUUUCAAAUUGCUCUGCAGGUGAGGGGGUGACCGAAGUGACCAUCAGCCCAGUUCAUUCCCAAGAUGUUUUCCCCAUAGACCUAUUCUUCCUGUAUUACCGCAGUGCAGCCAACACUGUGUUUUCCUAGACCUCUUCAGGGGCAGUUAAAAGUCAGUCACAUCGGUGUGGGACUGGAAGUUACACGGGUUAGAUUGGGCAACGAAGGGCAUGAGCCAAUCAAUUCAGUUUUGGUGGCAAUCAGAUUGAAUCGUGGUCCCUUAUCUUACAACAUUAUAAACUAACAAAUGUUUAAAAAACCGUGCAACCAACCAGGGUGAGAUUUGAAAUCUCAUUUUCUGAAAUCCCCUCAAGAUUUCUGCAUAUUUCUUGUUGUCAAAGGCCUUUCCUUUAGUGUUUCCUUUGUGCCCUUUGAUUGUUCUUCCUUGUGCCCAAUGCCCCUCUAUUGCCCAUUGACCCUCUAUUUUCCAUUACUACACCAUUCUCCUUUGCCCCUCCUUUGUCCAUUGCCCCUCUGUGGCCCAUUGCUCCUCUACUUCUCAUUGCUCUGCAAAAUCCUCCAAAGAUGUUCAUGUAGGAUCCCAUGGAUCUAGUUUAGUGUAGAGAUACCAUGCAAAAACAGGCCCGUGGGCCCAAUCAGUCCGCACUGACCAGCGAUCUCCGCACAUUUACACUGCCCUACACACACUAGGGACAAUAUUACAUUUAUACCAAGCCAAUUAACCCUACAAACCUGUAUGCCUUUGGAGUGUGGGAGGACACCGAAGAUCUCAGAGAAAACCCACGCAGGUCACGGGGCGAACGUACAAACUCCAUACGGACAAACACCCGUAGUCAGGAUCGAACCUGGGACUGGCGCUGUAAUGCAGUAGCUACCGCUGCUCCACCAUGCCACGCUUGAUUUGCUGAAUAUUUGAACAUUAGGAACAUGAUCGUAACCUUGGCACGAUGAGGAUGGAUUGUAGACCUUCCCUUUCUUUGAUCAGUACAGUCUGAUGGUAAUUGUUGCCAGUAUUGCUUUCCCUGUCAUCCCACUGAGCAGCUGUGAUCUGACAUGACCAAUUUUACCGCAAUGCCAUCCAACCCCAUCGUGUGGAAAUCCACACUUCUGGGAUCUGAGCCCAGCCUCUGCUUCCCUGGAUGUUCCCAGCCCUCACGCUAGUCAGUGAACGCUGUUCGGAUUCAUUGGGAAAACAUCCAAGCUCUGAGAAUGAUGGAAAUACUCAGCAGGUCAGGCAGCAUGUGUGGGGAGAGAGUAAAGGUCAAUGAUACAGGUCGAUGGUCUUACAUUGGAUGUGUUGUAAUGAAAGACUCUUGACCUGAAUCACUAACUCUGUUUCUCUCUCCACAGACACAGAGUGUCUCCAGCAUGUUCGGUUUUUAUUUCAGAUUUACAGCAUCUGCAGUUUUCUAUUUAGCGAUCAUCAGGAAACCAGAUGGAUUUUAGUUGCAGCAAGUUAGUAUCUGACUGAUGUGUUGUUUGGGCCAUUUACCUCCAAGCUUCAGUACGAGGAGACAACAUAGUACCACCAUACCCCGGUCAACACAGGGCACACUUAGCUCGAGCUGCACCAGUUACAGCUGUAAAAGGAGUUUGGGGUUGUGGGCAGAGGGGGUGAAACUCAAUCCGAGACAGCCCUACGUGCUUCCUGCUGGCAAGCUGAUGAAACACUGAGUAGAAAUUUCCAGGCAUCCGGGCAAGGAAGAUGUGGGGAUUUAUAACAAUUAAACAUGAUGAAAGAAAUGACACCCAUCUCAUUGAGCUCAUUCAUCCCUGCAAGAGCCAAUACGCCACCAACAAUUAAUACUGACAUUUACACCUUAUAAUGGUUAGACGAUGGCUCUGUGGUAGAGCUUGCUGCUUUGCAGAUGAACCAGAUAUCUAGUAGUGUUAGUCACAACUCUUCAAUCCCACUAUCUUCCAUGCUGUUAAACCAGGGUAUGCUGGAAAUAAACACACAGCAUAGUAGAGCUGCUACCUCAUAGUGUUAGUGACCUAGGCUCAAUCCGGAUCUUGGGUGCUGUCUGUGUGGAGUUUGCACGUUUUCCAUGUGACCAUGUGUACUCCAGUUUCCUCCUGCUUCCCAAAAACAUGCACGUAGGUAGGUUAAUCAGUCACUGUAAAUUGCUUCUAGUGUGUCGAGUCAGUGGGAGGUGGAUGAGAAUGUGGAACGGUUCACAUGGGGCUCAUGUUGGAUUUGUGUGGAUAGAUGCUUGUAGGCAGAUGUGGACUCAUUGGGGCAAAGGGCUUGUUUCCAUGCUGAGUGACUAUCUCACUUUGGGCAGCACAGUGGCGUAGUGCCAGAGAUCUAGGUUUGAUCCUGACUGGAUGCUGUCUGUACAGAGUUUGCACAUUCUCCCUAUGAUCGCUUGAGAUUCCUCUGGGUGCUCCAGUUUCCUAGCACAUUCCCAAGACGUGCGGGUUUAUAGGUUAAUUGGCUUCUGUAAAUUGUACCUAGAGUGUAGGAUAGAACUAGUGUAUGGGGUGAUUAUUGCUUGGCACAGACUCGGUGGGCAGAAGGGCCUCUUUCCAUGCUGAGCUCAACUAUGACCUUAUGAGGGGCCGUCAUGUUUCCUGGUUCUGUUCAUAAACAGCAACACACUGUAUUCUAUCCUCCUGUAGACUGGACAUUACAAAGAUAUCCUUUGUUGAAAAUAAUGGCACCAAGCAAACUGAUGCUGCUCCACCUUUUAUCGUGGAUGUUCAGGGCUCGGAGCUCCACCACAACUGGAGGAGGCCAUUGCCCCCAUCAAGUUUAUUACCCUGAAGUAAACCUUCAUUUCUACCAAAGAGUUUCAUGUUGUUUGUGAGGUGUUGGUAUUUCAGGACACUUGUGUAACCGGCAUUCUGAGUGAGCCAGGCCAAAAAACAUCCUCUGAUUCUUAGAUUAGGAUGGCUCUUUAGGUAGAGAAUGUGCUUAGUAAAAGCAUACUCCUUCAGUGGGAGCCCAGAUUUGGAGUCGGGAUGGGAAACUGACUGGGAUCCGGGAGGACUGGUGGUAGCUUCUGACUCUGGUACCUUCUGACUGCAGUCAACAAUUGAUGGAGGGCUUGCAGCAGAAGGGACUCCCAAAUAGUUGCUGCAAGAAGGGGCUUAAAAUUCUCUGGUGCCCUCGGUGGUAGGGAAAUAGCCAUGAUCACCCACAAUCUAGCUAUACUGUAGAUCAGAUUCAUGGGCUGGUUUUGGGAUAAGAGAAUAUAGUGAAAAUGCCAUUGUGUAUCUGCUAUCUUUAUUUUCAUUGGAAAAUCUCAAUGCAAAGUGGGAAUAGUGAUACAUGUAAACGUUCUCUCAGUUUUGGACUUUGGAAAUGAACUCUUUCUGGUCAAAUCAGAGCAUCCCCCCCUGUUUUCUCAAAGUAAUAAUUACUUAUCUGGCAGACAGACCUUAACAAGUCCUUAUCUUCAUUGAAGAAGAAUGAUUGCGCAAAUGUCAAAAUGCCUCACAUUUGAAAAGGUUAUGAGAGAAUAGCUUCAAUCAAUUGUUGAGUGGUUAUAAAUUAACAUUCUUAAUAAAAGUAUAAAAGAAAAACCUAAAAGAGGGUUUUUAUUUAAUGGUCCACUGUGGUUUUUGCCAGAAUUUACAGGAAAUAGGAAGGGAAACUUUGAUCUUGAUUGGGAUGUUACUCCUAUAACUGCAGCUUUAUUGCCAAUCCAGGAAACGUACUGUUUUCUUCGAAAUAAUCCUGAUUGUAUCUUUCGUCUUGGAAUUUAUUUAUUUAUCCUCUGGCCUGUUUAAGGGAAACUGUUUUCUAAUUUAAACCUCCCAUUUUGUCAGCGUUGUAAAGUGGACCAUUCAGUCGAAUGUAGAGCCACUUCUGAACGCUCUGUGGGAUUCCUUGCCCUCUGCACCCGGCCUCUCUCAUGUUUAUGGCACGAGUCACACCAGCUGACCAGCUUGCUUUCUGGAACGGAGUUGCUUUGAGCGAGCGCUGAAGUUUGUUGGGGUAGGGAAGCCAUCUUUGGUUUGAAGCCUUAUCCUCAACUACAACCAUCCACCUCCACUUGUUUAUCAGCUCCCGAAACACAUGCCAAGGGCAAUUUCACAGCUACUAUCCUCUCCUGUCCACCGUCCAUAACUAGCUUAUAUUUACGUGCACCGAUUUCCUUUCAUUAUAAGCUAUAAACAGAGAUACAAAUCAGAAAUAUAAAUCGUGUAGAUUAAAUAUUUAUUAUAAUGACAUUUGAUGCUUUUCCUUUGUUUGUUCCAAUUUUGUUUCUGACCUUAGUUGAACCCAGGCUAUUUAUUAUAUUCCUUAUUUUGGUCUGUUUGUUGUGUACUGUAGCCUUUAUCUUGUGUGAUUGAUGCAUCAUUUUUGCUGGUCUUUUACAUUGUGAAGUAUUUGAUAUUGUUACCAAGUGUAAUGAAGAGACUUCAUUUUCUGUUACUAGCCCUAUUUAUUAAAUGCUGUAUUAUGGUGCUUUUUUGUAAUUGGACAGUGGUGUAAUAAAUAAAUGGAUAGACAUUUUAA